Messenger RNA from Dibothriocephalus latus, 1086 nucleotides. The record is from the annotation of a GenBank genome assembly. Lineage: Eukaryota; Metazoa; Platyhelminthes; Cestoda; Diphyllobothriidea; Diphyllobothriidae.
AUGGAGGCGAUCAAAGACCGAAUAGAACGGUUCGCAGGUCCGCUGCAAUUAUCAGUUGACUGCGUCCUCAACAUAAUUGGACUCCUGUUGGGCGUAGUGGGCACAAUUACGAACGCGGUAAUCAUCAUUAACCUCAUCCCACGUCUUUUUCGACGCAAGAGCCGUGCACCAAACAUGAAGUACAGUCUCGCACAGGCUUUUCUUGACUGUUUGGCUUGUUUCAGUUGGUGUGUAUGUGAUUACAUGAAACAGGCAUUGUACCAAGCAGAAAUUAGGCGGGAUCGACGUUUGCCCUUUCUAACGGUGGAGAGUGGCACAGCUACGCAAACAAAAUGUGCACUCUAUUUGAGCAAGUCCGCAUUCUGGGCUUUAUUUGCCUAUCGAUCUGGGAUCAAUGUGCUUGCAGCAGCGCAUUUCUUCCGUCGACUGGUAUUCGCCAGAGUAAGAAUGCCUAUCGACACGGUCGUCGGUAUUAUUGUAGCGAAUAUCAUCUUUCUUUGUCAUGCCGUAAUAGCGGCCAUCAUACAUGGGGUGGAGGUACAUGUGAACGAAACAAUGGGCAGCUGUAUUAUCACCCGCGACCUCUUUGCACAACAAGGAUAUUGGGUUGGCCCCAUCAAAGUCGGCGUGGUGGCCCAUAUCAGUUUAAUGUACAUAUUCCCUGUGAUGAGCACCAUGUUUUUCUACACUGUCAUGACAUCCGCGCUGCGAGAGUCACGCAACCCAGUCCAUGAGAAGGCGUAUCGAGAUUUGAUGAAAAUCUACUAUAUGGACUGCAAGAUAUACCUGGUCUUCUUCGCUCCCUUCAUAUGCUGCUUUUAUUUGCAUCACUUUUCAAUCGACUUUGAGUUUGGACCGGCGGAUACAUUCUACAAAGCCGUCUUCGCUAUAGCCUUUGCGUACCCCGCUCUCUAUCCCUUGCUCGGAGUCUAUCUAAGGCGGAACUUCCAUGAACCGCUGAUGAGCGGGCUGGACUUUUAUCAGUCUCGAGAGGAGAUGGAGAAGACAGCUUUGAAACGAUCAGCCGAAGAGAAAGUAGCCCAGAAUCUCGAAGAUCAGUCCUUAUUCUCAACCAAAAUACAAUGA